AUGUCUCCUGUCAGCAACAAGGUCAUAUUUAAUGGACAUCUUCGUCUAUGCCAAGCGUGCAAAACUAUCUUCCGCGCUUAUGAGCAAGGCGCGAUAGUCGUGCAGAUGCUGCACCAUGGGUCCUUAGAGUCCAUGACACAAGCAGUAGCAUCGGGUUGCUACAUUUGCGCCAUGGUCUUUGCCGACAUCGAGCGAGACCGCCAAACGGCUGCCUUGGCCCCAUUUCCAUGCAGAUGGGAGACAAGGUGCAGCAUAUUUGAGAAUGAGACAGAGGACCCUUUGAGAAAGUUAGAAGUGAACCAUUUAACAGUCUUUUCGAAUGUGCGUCGCAAGACGGUUCGACAUGCUCCUACUAAAUUCCGGCUUUUGCCGUGUCCAGGCAUUGGCGAUAUCAGACUCGGUAGGCGAUCUCUUGGCCUAGGUCAUGAUACAUCGUCACCGGCUACACUGGAUUUGGCGCUGGAAUGGCUUAGGUCUUGCCGCGACUCCCACGCACAGUGCAGCCUCCUCUUCAGCGAACGUAAAAGUUGGCAGCCGACUCGUCUGCUUGAUAUCGGCGACAGGGAGGAUUACUGGACGCUCCGAACUUCCCCAAUCCCCAAUGAGUCGGUGCAGUACAUGACCCUCAGCUAUCGAUGGGGAACAAGUCCUAGCUUGAAACUUCUCAAUGACAACAUUGACGUGAUGCGCCAAGGACUUCCCCUCUCACAGCUCCCUAGGACUUUCCAAGACGUAGUCACCAUCGCUAGGCGAUUCUCGAUUCGCUACAUCUGGAUAGAUGCCCUUUGCAUUAUACAAGACUCGGAGCUUGACUGGGAGCGGGAGGCUCCCACUAUGCGACACGUGUAUGGCCGCUCGAUUUGCAAUAUUGCAGCGUCCGCGGCAUCUGGUCCAGAUAGCGGGCUCUUUCGAACAAGAGACGAGGACGAAGUACUACCUGGUGCUAUUGAACUACCGUUACUCGCUACUGAGGGCGUAUCAGGGAAGAAGUUCCUAUUAUUCGACAAAGGCUACUGGGAUCGACAACUGGCCGGGGGACCGCUGCAUAAACGUGGAUGGGUUUUCCAAGAGUGCCUGCUGGCUCCGCGCGUUCUCUACUUCACUAAAAAUCAGAUCAUGUGGGAGUGCUUCCACGAAACCAAAUGCGAAGGGUUCCCAAACGGCAUGCAUCACCACGAGAGUCUGAAAGAUCUUGCAUGGUUUGGCGGCUCAGAGGAAGGUCAUGGCGGGGAGCACACUUGUGAAAGACUCGGGGAGAUGACACUGCAGACUCACGUGUUGUGGAACUACCUCCUGGAAAGAUACACCUCCUGCAGCCUGACCCUACACAAAGAUAGGCUACCAGCAUUCUCGGGAAUUGCAGAGUUGUUUGGCCACUUCAGCGGAGACGAAUACCUAGCUGGGCUCUGGCGAUCGAAACUCAUCGAUCAGCUGAUUUGGCGCGUUCCUCGACCCAAGCCCAAGCCCCAGAUGCAACAAGGGUUACCAUCCUGGUCCUGGGCGUCGGUGGAUGGGCAAGUUAAGUCAGCAAACAUCUCUUCGGAGCGAGAGUACUUGAUCUCUAUCAUCAAGGUGAAGACCGGGAAUGCUUCCCAAGGAUUGCCUGCUCCAGCCCCAUGGGGCUCCUUGAGGCUGACUGGCGCUUUGUCUGCCCUCCGAGGGAAUAAAUUCGAUGACAAUCACUAUGACAGCAAUGACUCGAAAAUUAUCAACGCGCGGUUUUACAUCGACAAUCUUGAUAUCGAUUUGGAAGACCCCACCCACGAUAUGUAUAUUCUUCCAGUCCUGACCUUACACCCUUGGCUUCCCCCUAGACCAUCAACCACCCAAAUUAUCGGGCUAGUUCUAACACGGGCUCCUGAAAGAGGUCUUAAUUCCUUCCGGAGGGUUGCCCAGUUCAGCACCGACUACACAAAGGACAUCAAGCGACUAGGCUUUGAUAUAUCAUCUCGGGGUUUGGCUUCCCUGAGUAGCGCUCAGCUUCUCACCGAAAUAUCAUUGGUAUAA
Molecule: messenger RNA, 2007 nt
Organism: Fusarium keratoplasticum
Lineage: Eukaryota; Fungi; Ascomycota; Sordariomycetes; Hypocreales; Nectriaceae
Product: Heterokaryon incompatibility protein
Exons: 2
Coding region: 1-2007 (668 amino acids)
Source: RefSeq, a predicted model, not a curated record